Rana temporaria (common frog) is the source of this 9677-nucleotide messenger RNA. RefSeq names its product RAB11 family interacting protein 3 (gene RAB11FIP3). Gene Ontology annotation, molecular function: calcium ion binding. Bases 367 to 8937 code for a protein of 2856 amino acids. The transcript has 16 exons. Gene Ontology annotation, cellular component: cleavage furrow; midbody; recycling endosome membrane. NCBI's taxonomy places the organism in Eukaryota, Metazoa, Chordata, Amphibia, Anura, Ranidae. Gene Ontology annotation, biological process: endocytic recycling; regulation of cytokinesis. The record is from RefSeq and is a predicted model, not a curated record.
CCCUCUCUGUGUCGGUCAGUCUCCUGCAGUCUCUCGGAUGGAUGGUGUCGGUUGCCCCGGUUCUUUUCCUCUGAUCUCUCUCCCAGGCCCACAGCCGGCAUUGCAGUGAUCGGCAGCCCGGCUCUGCCCUCCAUCCCCCCGGAGCGGUGCCCGGGGCUCUGCACCUUGCACGGCUCGGAGGAUGAAGCCCCCCAGGACGGAGGGGGCAGGUGAGGGCCGCUGACCCCGCUGGGAGGGGAUUGUUUUUUAUUGGAUGUGCUUUGAAUUGGAGUCAUGCCUGAUGGUGGAGAUCCCCGGCUGAGGACAUGAUGGCAGCAGAAUAAGGAUCCCUCCAGAGACCCCCGGAGAUCCAGCCUGCUGGGACCCAUGAGGAUGGAUGGGGACCCUCAUUUGACUGCCUGGGGCGGCUUGGACACUGAGCCCCUGGGGGGGCAGAGAGCGAUCGCCCUGAUCCCUCCUCAGGUGGUGGGGGGCUAUUUCCUGAUGGGGACUGAGGAGAAGGGACGCCAAUCACUGGAUGAGCACGGUGGGCCCGAGCCGUGCCAGGGUGAGGAGCCCUUAUUACAGCCCCUCGGGGUGAUAGGGGAGGUUACAGGUGGGCAUGGAGAGGAGAGUGCCCCCAUCGCCCUCUCUACCCCACAUUCAUUCCUGGACUCCGAUCAGAAGCCUUCCACAUACUGUACGUUUAAGUUGCCCCCUGAAACGGCCCUCAUGCCCCUUCCCCCAAAUCCCCAUAGUCAAAGUCCGUAUCUGAAUGGGUCAUCUGAAUGGGUAGGAGAUACAACAUCGGAUGACCUACUAGAUGCCCACCAGCUGUUUGUUCCUUGGCCCGCUUUGCCACCUGAAAAUGACCCGUUACCCCCUUGUCCUCCAUUAGAUGCCAACCAGAUGCCCAUGGUCAGCGAGGGUGUGUUAGAUUUAGAUGAGACACCGCUGUUUACUUCCAAAACGCACCAGAGAAGUGACUGUAAGCCCCCAUCCUUUGAUUAUUUACCACCUGUGAUUGACCAAAUUCCUCUAGCUGAAUCCCGUCUACCUCGUCUUGAUGACCAUUCCUUAUUGUCUGUGGCCCCUAAAGAUCCUUGUACAGACCAGUCCCUCCAGUCAGAUUUCCUCUUGGACCCUGCCGCUGUAGAAUCGCCACCGUAUGACUCCAUCUUGGAUUUUAGUGCUGUAGAGUUGCCCCAAUCUUUCUCCCAGUUAGAUGAAGGUGAUGAACAGUUGCCCCAGUCUAGCUUCCAGUUAGAUGAAGGUGAUGAACAGUUGCCCCAGUCUAGCUUCCAGUUAGAUAAAGGUGAUGAACAGUUGCCCCAGUCUAGCUUCCAGUUAGAUGAAGGUGAUGAACAGUUGCCCCAGUCUAGCUUCCAGUUAGAUGAAGGUGAUGAACAGUUGCCCCAGUCUAGCUUCCAGUUAGAUGAAGGUGAUGAACAGUUGCCCCAGUCUAGCUUCCAGUUAGAUGAAGGUGAUGAACAGUUGCCCCAGUCUAGCUUCCAGUUAGAUGAAGGUGAUGAACAGUUGCCCCAGUCUAGCUUCCAGUUAGAUGAAGGUAAUGAACAGUUGCCCCAAUCUAGCUUCCAGUUAGAUGAAGAUGAACAGUUUCCCCAGUCUAGCUCCCAGUUAGAUGAAGGUGCUUUAGAGCUGUCCCAGUCUAGCUCCCAGUUAGAUGAAGGUGCUGUAGAGCUGUCCCAGUCUAGCUCCCAAUUAGAUGAAGGUUAUGUAGAGUUACCCCAGUCUAGCUCCCAGUUAGAUGAAAGUGAUGAACAGUUUCCCCAGUCUAGCCCCCACUUCGAUGAAGUUGAACAGUUGCCCCCGUCUAGUUCCCAGUUAGAUGAAGGUGCUGCACAGUUGCCCCCGUCUAGUUCCCAGUUAGAUGAAGGUGCUGCACAGUUGCCCCCGUCUAGUUCCCAGUUAGAUGAAGGUGCUGCACAGUUGCUCCAGACUAGCUCCUGGUUAGAUGAAGGUGCUGCACAGUUGACCCCGUCUAGUUCCCAGUUAGAUGAAGGUGCUGCACAGUUGCUCCAGACUAGCUCCUGGUUAGAUGAAGGUGCUGCACAGUUGCUCCAGACUAGCUCCUGGUUAGAUGAAGGUGCUGCACAGUUGCCCCCGUCUAGUUCCCGGUUAGAUGAAGGUGCUGCACAGUUGCCCCCGUCUAGUUCCCAGUUAGAUGAAGGUGCUGCACAGUUGCCCCCGUCUAGUUCCCAGUUAGAUGAAGGUGCUGCACAGUUGCUCCAGACUAGCUCCUGGUUAGAUGAAGGUGCUGCACAGUUGCUCCAGACUAGCUCCUGGUUAGAUGAAGGUGCUGCACAGUUGCUCCAGACUAGCUCCUGGUUAGAUGAAGGUGCUGCACAGUUGCCCACGUCUAGUUCCCGGUUAGAUGAAGGUGCUGCACAGUUACCCAAGUCUAGCUCCCGGUUAGAUGAAGGUGCUGCACAGUUGCCCCUGUCUAGUUCCCAGUUAGAUGAAGGUGCUGCACAGUUGCCCCUGUCUAGUUCCCAGUUAGAUGAAGGUGCUGCACAGUUGCCCCCGUCUAGUUCCCAGUUAGAUGAAGGUGCUGCACAGUUGCCCCCGUCUAGUUCCCAGUUAGAUGAAGGUGCUGCACAGUUGCCCCCGUCUAGUUCCCAGUUAGAUGAAGGUGCUGCACAGUUGCCCAAGUCUAGCUUCUGGUUAGAUGAAGGUGCUGCACAGUUGCUCCAGACUAGCUCCUGGUUAGAUGAAGGUGCUUCACUGUUGCCCAAGUCUGACUCCUGUCUUGAACCUGACUCAGUCCAGUUGUCUCAUUCCAUAAUCCAUUUGAAAUUUGACCCUGACCACUUGUCGCAAUCCCAGUCCCAUUUUUGCCCUGACCCAUUUUCCCAGUCUAAAUGCUGUUUGAAUGCUGAUGUUGACGAUUUGCCUGAGGCUGAGAUCUGUUUGGACCUCGGCACCGCUGAAUUGCCUGAAGCAGACUCCUGUGUUAUCGCCAAUGAUUUGGCCGAGGCAGACAUCUUUUUAAACCCCGAGGGUGACUUGCCCGAGGCAGAAGCCUGCUUGAACCUCGAUGUCAAUGAGCUGCCUGAAUCCGAUGCUUGCCUGAAUCCAGGCAUUGGUGAUCUACCGGAAGCUGAAAGCUUUGCGGUUUAUGAUGUUGGUGAGCUGCCCGAGGCUGAGAGCUUUUUGAACCCUGAUGGUGAAUUGCCAGAAGCUGAAGCUGGUUUCAACACUGGCAGUGAUUUGACAGAGGCUGAAUCGGGCUCCGCCAAUGUUACCGACUAUUUAUUCCGGUCUGAAUCCUGUUUACACUCUGACGUGGACCAGUUACCCCAGUGCCAUCCUUCUUUAAACUCUGAACGGUUAUCCCUGGCAAAAUCCUGUUUACACCUGGACACUAACCAGUUAUGCCGUCCUCAAUCCUUUUUGGCCCCUGACUUUGAACCGCUGUCUGAAUCCUGUUUCACCGCCGAUGAAGACCAGUUACCCCAAAUAGAAUCUCAUUUGCACUCUUUCGCUUACAAAUUAGCCCAUCCUGAAUCAGAUGUUGACAACAUUAACUAUGUGGCAUCUGGCUCUGAACAGGUAGGCCAGUUUAAUGGCACUUUGGAUCCAGACACUAACAAGUUACACCAGGCCAAGACCGACAGCAAUCUGUUACCCCAAUUAGAAUGCGGUUUACACCCAGACUCUGGUCCUUUACCCACUUUCCAUUCCUCUUUGGACCCUAAACCAGACCAGUUAUUCCAGUCUGAACCCUUUUGGAAGUCUGAUGUUGACCAACUCCACCUUUUUUCCCAGUCUGAAUCCAGUUUAGCUGAGUUAUAUCCUAAGGGUGAACUAUGUUCAACUUCUGAGCUUGAGAUCUUAUCCCAGUCUGAGUGUGAUUCAGGCCAAAACUCUGACCAUUCCGCCCGUUCAGAAUGUUGCCUGAAUUCUCAAAAUGAGCAGGUUUGUGAUGCCGGUUUGGACCAUAAACAAGAGUUGGCCCUCUGUAAGCCCAGUUUGAGUCUCCAGAUUGACCAGUUUCCUCUGCCCGACGCUUGUGCUCAACAUGACCCCAGCCAAUCACCACAGACGGAUUGCCUUUUUAUCCCAAAGUUUGCCCAGUGCUCCCAGUCUGAACCCUUUUUAGAUACCGACAGGUUAUCCCAGCCAAACUCGUAUUUGGAACUCGACACUGUCCAGUUUUCCCAGUCUGAUUUGGCCUUGGGUUCGAGUGCAUGUGAGAGUCUCAAUUCUGGGUCCUCCUUGACCCCUGUUAUUGAUACCUUGCCUCAAUCUGGGUUAUGUUUGGACUCGGAUAUUGAGCCAUUGCCUCUCUCUGAAACCUUUUUGGCUCAUGAAAAUGACCAGUUAACUUAUUCUAUUUUUGAGUCCGGCUCUGGGCCAAUGUCUCCUCCUCAAACCUCUUCCAACACUGAACAAAUACCUUUGUUUUCCGACGUUGCAGACAAAGAAAUUACUGUUUCUGAGUCCGCUCAUUGUGAAAGUCCCUUGACCAAUAAUGGUGACCUGUUGCCCCCAUCUGAAUCUGACUUGGGUGAUGACGCUGAUCUCUUCUGUCUCUGCGACACGUUUUUAGCCCAUGACACCGACCAAAUAUCUCUACCGGGUCUCCCUGAGACCAUUGACCCUGACCACUUGCCUUUUUCUGGAUCCGUUUUGAUCCAUAAUUCUGAUCCAUUGGCUCAAUCAAAUGUCCCCAAGGCUUCUGAUAUUGAGCACUUGCCUAUUUCUGACUCUGUUUUGGCAUGUGAUGCUGCCGAUUUUCAGCCCGGUGAAUAUUUUUUACUUCUAAAUGCUUUGCCUUUUCCAGUGUCCGAUACCACUGACCAUUUAGCUGGAUUGCCAGAAGCCUGUGAUGAAUCGGAUUGUGGUCACUUGCUAAAGCUUGAAUCUAGUUUAAAUGACGAUAGUGAUCAAGUCUUUCUCUAUGAAUCAUCUGUGGAUCACAACAUCCAUGAGAUGCCUCUUUCUGAUUCCCUCAUGCCUUCCCAUGCAAACCAGUUGCCACCAUCUCGACACCAUUUUGCUGACCAGUUGCCUAAUUGUAACUCUUUUGUGGCCAAUACCAGUCACCUGCCUUUAUUGGAAUCCUAUUUGGAUCUUGAUCAUGGCAACUUUUCCAAGUGUGACUCCAGUUCGAAUAACGAUUUGCCUUUAUCUGACUCUGUUGUAGCAGAAGAUGCCGACAAGUUCAUUGAAUCCUCUACAGGUCACUUCUCCGACCAAUUGCCACCGUCUCAAUCUUUUCAUGAUAUCGGCCUUCUGCAUCUUUCAGAAUGCCUAUUGUCCCCGAACUUUGAUGACUUGGAACUGUCUGAUUUGUGUUUGUCUCCUGACAUUGAUCAUUUUCCUUUAGAGGUGACCUCCGUAGACCCUGGCAAUGAAUUAUCCUUGUUUGAUGAGCUUUUGAUCAGCGAUGCCAACCAGUCACUUCUGAUUGAGUCCAAUGUUACUCCGACCAGCAAUGAGUUGUCCUUGCUUGAGUCUUGUUCGUCAAACGAUACUGACCACAUGCUCCUCUCUCAUAUGUCUGAACCUCCUCAUGAACACCAGUUGUCCUUUUCUGGUCCCAAUGCUCUCCUCAAAGAGGCUAAUGUACAAUUGUGUCAGUCCUUGACAUCUAAUGUUGACCAAUUAUUGUCUGAAACCUUUCUAGAAUCCAGUAAUAGCCAUUUGGCCAAUGAGGUAGAUCAACCUGAAUCUGCAAAUCGGCCAUCUUUGGAUUCUGCUUCAUGUUUUUCUCCGAUAACCCCAGCUAACACCAGUUUCUCAAACAGCAUUGUUGAAGAAUUCCAAAUCUCAUGGGACUGGUCUUCAGAUUUAGUCCAUUCUCAAUUCACAGGGGUCGGUUUGGACUGUGGCGCAGACACUUAUUUAAAUGUAUCUCCAAAUGACACUGGCAGCCAGGUUCACGAAAUUGAUGAUCGUUUUCCUUUAUUUUGUUUAGAUACGCCACCAGAAUCUCCCAUUGCGUCCUUAGAAAUAGAUCCGCUUUCCCUUUCAGACGACUUGCUGUCCCUUUGCGAUCUAUUCUCACAUUUACAAUCUAAUGAGAUGUCUUCCUCCGAUAUGAAUAGUGACCUAUGUUGUGCCCUCGAUAGUUUAUCACUGCACCAGACAGAUAGUGAGUUUAGAGCUGAGAAGGUACCUACGACCGAAGAAGAAAUGUUGUCUCAGGUAAAUGACCCCCAGUCAGCUAACCUGCCACCCAUGCCCUCAUCUAAUGGCCAAGUUGACUUUAAUAUCGGAGGUGAUGGCAUUUCAGACAACGACCUUCUCAAUAACGAUAUUGACCACUCUGAUUCUUACUGCUUGGACUUAUUGUUUGAACCUGAACUGGUUUCAUGUAAAACGCAGAGCUCCCCGAGUAGUCCUACUGUUCAUCCAUGUUCCCAAUUUCACUUUGACCCGUCCUUUAGAAGUACAUCUGUUAAUGUAGCCGGUCAUUUGCUUUGUGACGCAACCAAGCCUUCGCAAUCGCUUGUUUAUGAAACGCCAUCAACCUCUCCGCUGGAAAGCCUUUGUUUUGGUGAUCAUUUGACACCUGCAGGUCAGGCAGGUUCUCCUUUCCAAAGUAUCUCAUUUGCUCAGAGCGAUUCCUAUGUGGUUACUGAAACAGGAUCAGAAUUCCUUGACGAAACUUGCCAGCUACCGUUGAUUGUGGGGAAGGACCCUUUGGAUUUGUUGGAUGAUUUCACUGAAAACAACCAGGAUGUCCUGCUUGCAAAGUCUCAGGAAGCCAUACCACCGGAUAAAUUGGUUCAGCCAGAAAUAGACGACCCUAUUCUGGAGGAGAAAGCACUUUUUAGUGAACUGAAAGGGCCUGUUUUGUUGAGAUCGGAAGAACCAGAUUGUGACCAGGUGUGCUGUACAACUUCCGACUCGUAUGAGCAAUAUCCUUCAGUUGAUGCCACCCAGUCAAAGGCAGAUAUUGGUUUGAAGAGCCCUCUUCUGCCAUGUCGUACGAUGGCACAACCUGAAAAGCUUGCACUCUCCCGUACAGGCUCUCCCUUGGAAAUUACCCAGGUGCUUCCAUGCGAUUCCCACCAGCCUGCCGAUUCACAGGAUUCAGCCUCCGCCCCCUUCUCGUUUGGAGAGGGUGACCCGUUUUUGGCAUUUGCCCUGGAUAAUGACUCUCCUUGUGUCGGGGACGAGCUGGCCCGUCUCCGAGCUGUAUUUGAUGCACUGGAUCGAGAUAAAGAUGGCUUUGUGAAGAUGGAGGACUUUGUGCAGUUUGCUACUGUUUAUGGGGCAGAGCAGGUAAAAUACCUCACAGGGUACCUGGAUCCAGCUGGUCUGGGGGUUAUAAAUUUCCGUGACUUUUAUCGGGGUAUCUCCGAAAUCCAGAAUGAAGACCUGGAUAUGCAGCUGUAUGAUCUGGGAUACCCAUCCGAGGGAGAGCCCGCCUGCUCUGUGGAUUUUGAUGACUUGGCAGCAUUUGAGGUGACGGAGGUAACGGACAGCGCCUACGUGGGCUCGGAGAGUGCCUACAGCGAGUGUGAGACAUUCACAGAUGAAGACACUGGAGGACUGGCGGCUCAGGAAGACCCAGAAACUGAGGGCGAUGGGGCAGGGUCCCGCGGACACACAUCUGCAUCGCCUGAAGGUCUGGAGCUCUCUCUGUGUGACAUAUCGGUGGUCACUGUAGGUGGCCAGGAAGAGCAGUUUGAGGAUUUUGGUGAAGGAGCAGAACCAGAUCUGUACAACAGUCACUGCGAGGAUGAGCCGGACAGUUUCACAGAAACUUCAAACAGCACCCAACGGCUCACCUCCAGUGAUACCCCUGUGUCAGAGCGCCAACUUCUGGCACCCCCACCUUGUUCAGCCCUGGGGGGCUUGUACUGCAGCCAGUGCCACAAACACAUCAACCGCCUGGAAGACUUAUCCACCCGUCUCCGAUACCUCGAGAUGGACAGCCCCGACAAGAGGACCUGCAGCAGGAAGGAGGCCAGGAGACUGCAUCACAGCGGAUUCCUGGAGGAAGAGCCGGUUGAACAGCAGCAGACGGAGAUGGCGUAUGAUGACACGGACCUCACUGACAAGGUUCUGUACCUAGAGCAGCGGGUGAGCGAACUGGAGAGAGACGCAGCCACCACAAGCGAGCAACAGAACCGACUCCGACAAGAGAAUCUGCAGUUACUUCACAGGGCCCAUGCGCUAGAAGAGCAGCUUAAAGAUCAGGAGGUGCGGUCAGAUGAGGUUCAAAGUGAAGAGACUCGAAAACACAGAGACGAGCUGCGCAAGAUGGACCGUGACCGCAGCUAUCGGCUAACCAGUCUUAAAGCUAGACUACAAGAGCUAGAAAAUGAGAAUUUAGAUCUCCGAUCUCAGCUACCGGGUUUCAAGGCAACAGCACAGAGGUUAGAAGAGGAGAAGUAUAAACUGCUGGAUGAGGUGGAGGACCUCCAGCAACAGCUCCAAGACCACCAGGAACAGAACAGAAUACUGGGAGGAAAGCUCAGUAAGGAGCUACACAAACAGCAGACAGAGAAAGAACGAUGCCAAGAGAUUAUAGAGGAGCUGCGGCGGGAGCUGGAACAGAUGCAGCUCAUACGUCUUGAAAUGGAACAGAAGAUGGGGCUCGGAAACGGCGCCGCCCUGCAGGAAUACAACAGCCGCACCAGAGAGGCUGAGCUAGAACAAGAGGUCCGACGACUUAAACAGGAACAACGAGCCCUCAAGGAGCAGAAUGAAGAACUGAACGGACAGAUUAUCAAUCUUAGCAUCCAGGGAGCCAAAAACUUGUUCUCCACUACAUUCUCCGACUCCCUGGCUGCAGAGAUCAGCAGCGUCUCUAGAGAUGAGCUUAUGGAGGCUAUUCACAAACAAGAGGAGAUCAACCUCCGCUUACAGGAUUAUAUCGACCGUAUCAUUGUAGCCAUUAUGGAAACCAACCCAGCCAUUCUGGAAGUGAAAUUCUGCAAUGGAAAAACUAUAUUGCCUAUAGUAUCCAGAUUCUAAUUGAAAUCCUACAGUCUGUGUGAAAACAAUGUUUGGAAUUGGGGUUCUAUGGGCCACACACCAUUCUUCUCUUGCACACAAAUAAAUAAGAUCCGCUGUGAUGGAGGCAAAUUGACAUUUUCUGCUGUUCUUGCUCUUGCAGGAUCCAUUAACUCUCCAGUGAGUUCUGGAAGGAGGUUGAAGCUCUGCCCAUGAUUCAGGAUGCAGAGGAGGCAGAUUUGAUCUCAUUCAUGCUGGCCACCCCUGAAUGCACUCAGGCUCAGCCUAGCGCACUCUGUGAUGGUGGUGUGAGGAUCAACCUGCACAGGGAAUCUUGCUGCGCAACCUGAACCCUCUCUUGUUUAAGCCGCAUCUGAUGAGUGCAUUGAGGGAUUCUGCCGGGUUUCAGACUCCACUUGUUGCCCGAGAGAUCAUCACGGCCCAUGUAGAAUUUCCCUGGACUUAAAGGAAUGUAUGACGAGUGUCAUGAAGCCUCCUGCACCCUCCCCCCAGCUUUAUGUACUCAUGGGCAGAGCCCAGUUCACACUAAAAAUCCGAAUGUAUAGCAUCCACUCCUUACUAAAGGACUUAACUCCGAAUGGACCACAGACUUGAAGGCGGUUGAUUGGUGUAUGUUUAUGUAUAUAUUGCGUCAAUGCACAAAUGUAUAUAUGGUGUUGGUGCACAUGUGACCUGUUUGCAACAGCAGCACAGAGGAAUCCAGCAGUAAUGUUGUUAAUAAAUCAUUUGUUUUGCAUUCA